Molecule: messenger RNA, 7368 nt
Organism: Penicillium canescens
Lineage: Eukaryota; Fungi; Ascomycota; Eurotiomycetes; Eurotiales; Aspergillaceae
Exons: 4
Coding region: 1-7368 (2455 amino acids)
Biological process (GO): fatty acid biosynthetic process; secondary metabolite biosynthetic process
Molecular function (GO): 3-oxoacyl-[acyl-carrier-protein] synthase activity; hydrolase activity; fatty acid synthase activity
Source: RefSeq, a predicted model, not a curated record
AUGGCCUCUCCGUGGUUCUCCGGCCCUCUUCCAUCGCUGGCGAUUUUUGGUCCCCAGAGCAAGACACCAUCUGAUAGAUACCUCUCGGAGCUGCGCUCCUACAUUCGGAGCAAGGCGGUCCUGGUCCCGUUGGUACAAGCCAUCAAAGACUUGCCUCGAGUUUGGGCAGCGUUCCGGCCGCUUCAUCCAGGCUUUGCGACGUUGGAAGAUGGCCCCAGAUGCCUCCAGAACUUGUCCAACUGGAUUUCUUCGGAUGAGGAGGGCAUCGGUGCCCUCGACGGGGUGCCGUCGGGGAUGCUGGCGCUCCCUCUCUUGUUAGUCAUCCAUCUGGCCCAGUACUUUCAGUUUCUGGACCAGACGAACCGCACCCAUCAUGAGAUGAUCAACCAUUUCCACAGCGGAGGCGGAAUUCAAGGGUACUGUGGGGGGAUGCUGGCGGCCGUUUCCGUGGCCUGCGCCCAUGACGAGGAAGAAAUUGUCGCCCAUGCGUGCAAAAUUAUCCGAAUCGCUGUGGGCAUUGGAGCGGCGGGGGAUGUGGGAGAUGACAACCCGUCGAAAAUGUCGACCAUCAUGGUGGUCCGUCUGAAACGUGCAGGCCAAGCGGAAGAGAUCGUUAAGUCUUUUCCAGGAUUAGUGGAAGAGCUAUCCAAGUUUUGUGACGCGGAUGAGCAAUUGCGCAUUCCCCACGCGGCCUGUGCCCUGGUUCCCUUCAGGUCCAACCGGACGACGAAGAUUAGCACGGAAGGCUCCUUCUCGCUCGAGAUUGCACGGACAAUCCUCGUCGACAAGUGCGAGUGGUAUCAGCUGUUGUCCGAAGUGGCCAUGGAUCUGAGCCGCACCGGCCGAACGACACAUUUCCUGGCAGCGUUCGGAAUCGGAGACUGCGUAUCCCUCAAGCCUUUCCGGGAUGCUGGGGUCCAGAUCUCGAAGAUGGACAUGUUCACCCUCUUGGGCAUGUCUCCUACCCGAGCCCCGGAACUGGAACCGAGCCCUGGCAUCCCAACGGACCAGUCUUCCCGUGCGAUCGCGGUGGUCGGCCUAGCCGGUCGAUUUCCAGGCGUCAAUAGUGUGGAAGAGCUGUGGGAGAUCAUAUCCUCGGGAAAGUCCAUGGUCCAAGAAGUGCCCACAGAGCGCAUUAACUUCCAGGACUCCUUUCGCGUCCAGUCAGACUGCAAAUGGGCCAGCAAGCAGAAAUUCUAUGGGAACUUCAUCACCGACCAUGACUGUUUUGAUUAUUCAUUCUUUCGAGUCAGCAGCAAAGAGGCCACUUAUAUGGAUCCGCAGCAAUGCCUCCUGCUCGAGACUGCUUACCAGGCGAUGGAAUCGAGUGGAUAUAUCUGCUCCACCCAGCGCCGAGACGCUGGUGACCGUGUGGGAGUCUUCCUCGGCGCCAGUUUUAUUGACUAUCUGGAGCAUACGUCUGCUCACGCACCGAACGCGUACACCGCGACGGGAACGAUCACGGCCUUCUUGAGUGGCAAGGUCAGCCAUUAUUUCGGAUGGACGGGGCCAUCCGAAGUCAUCGAUACUGCCUGCUCCUCAUCUCUAGUAGCGAUAUCUCGCGCCUGCCGAGCGUUGCAACGCGGAGAAUGUACGACUGCCUUAGCUGGAGGCGUCAACUUCCUAGGGACUGCAACACAUUUUCUCGACCUAGGCAGGGCAGGUUUCCUCAGUCAGACAGGCCAAUGCAAGCCAUUUGAUGCGGCAGCGGACGGUUACUGCCGGAGCGAGGGGGUCGGCUUGCUGGUUCUCAAGCCGUUGGUGGAGGCCAUGGCCAACCACGAUAAGAUUUUCGCAGUCAUUCCGGGCAUCGCCACAAACCAAGGCAGUGACCCCAAGUCCAUCACUGUUCCGCACACUGCCUCGCAGUUGCAGCUGUACAAAGACAUUUUGCAAGAGGCCAACAUGAGUCCCUCGCUCGUCACGUACGUGGAAACCCACGGAACGGGCACCCAGGUCGGAGAUCCCGUCGAGAUCGAAGGCAUUAGGCGGGGAUUCGCCAGUCCGACAAGAGAACAUGCACUGUAUGUGGGAUCAAUCAAGGCCAACAUCGGCCACUGUGAGAGUGCGGCGGGUGUGGCAGGGGUGAUCAAAGCCAUUCUCAUGAUCAACAAAGGCCUCAUCCCGCCAAUGGCCAAUUUCCAACGCCUUAAUCCGAAGAUUCCGUCGAUUGAACCUGCUAAGAUGGUCAUCCCGACCGCAACUCAACCAUGGAGGGCGCCAUUCCGGGCAAUUUGUGUGAACAGCUAUGGCGCGGCGGGAAGCAACGCAGCCUUGCUGCUCUGCCAAAGUCCCCAGCAGGACAAACCGGAUGCAGCUCCUUACCCGAGGUUGCCUUCCCCUUAUCCCAUAAUAUUGACGGCGGCGUCGAGAAAUAGUCUCUCGGCGAAUGCGAGAAGCUUGAAGAAGUAUCUCGCAGGAUCUGCACCAAAAAUUGGCGAUGUGGCACUAACCCUUUUUCAGUGUCGAAAGCCGCAGCGAUUUGCUUGGACGUGCACCGCUGAGGAUAUCUCGACACUGUCGGGGAGCCUCGAUGCUUUGGAAAAAGUCACUGAAGUCCCACAGACUCCCAAAAAGCUGGUGUUGGCCUUCAGUGGACAAGCCAAGCAAGCAGUUGGGCUCCACAAAGGGCUGUAUGAAUCUUGCCCUCUUCUACAACAGCAUCUCGACCGAUGUGAUCAUUAUCUCGUGAGGAGCGGGUCGCCCUCCCUUUAUCCGUGGAUUUUCCAAACUAAGCCCCAUUUUGAUGUGGUCCUGUUGCAAUGCUCAUUAUUCGCCUUGCAAUAUGCUUGUGCCACGGCAUGGAUUGAGUCCGGGUUGAAGGUUGACGCUGUCGUCGGCCACAGUUUCGGGGAGUUGACUGCGAUGGCAGUUGCAGGUGUGAUGUCCCUGGAAGAUGCCAUGGAUCUCGUCAGGACCCGAGCGCAGUUGAUUCAGUCGAAGUGGGGCCCUGAGCAAGGGACUAUGGUUGUCAUCCACGGUACAGAGCCAGUGAUUCACGACAUCAUCGCUCGUUUGCCUGACGGCUCGGGAGAAGUCGAGAUUGCAUGCUACAAUGCGCCGACAAGCCAUGUUAUCGUUGGCUCAGCUGACGCGAUUGCCGCCAUCGAGAAUAUUCUGCUCCAGGAACCUUCCUUUAGAGGCAUAGCGUCUUCCAAGGUAGACACCACGCACGGCUUCCAUUCCCGAUUCUCAGAGUCAUUGCUCGGGGACCUCGACGAGGCCGCCGAGCGAUGUCACUUUUCCUCCCCGCAGAUUCCCGUGGAGAGUAGUACGCGCGACCCAGUAAGCCAUAUUUCGUUCCAGCGAAUCUCUCAGCACAUGCGGCGGCCGGUCUUUUUCUAUCACGCGGUGCACCGGCUGGAGCAGCAUCUCGGCUCAUGCAUCUGGCUCGAAGCUGGCGUUGAUUCGCCAAUCAUUCCCAUGAUAAAAAAGGCUGUUUCAGCUCCUCAAGAGCACGUUUUCAUACCCAUUAAGCUUGGCACUAGACAGAAUCCGAUGGAUGCAGUUAGCGAGGCUACUGCGCAGUUAUGGCGUGAGGGCGUUCCCGUCUCUUUCUUUAACUUCAAGACUGCUGGAGUCAAACCGAUAUGGCUUCCCCCUUACUCAUUCGAGCGUACGAAAGCCUGGCUUGCCUAUGUGGACCCGAUCCAGGAUGCGCUCCGCACUCGCACUCUCAAAGCACCAGAGCCUCGAACAGAAUCGAAGGGAGUCUCGUUGAAAUUGGUCAGUCCUUACACAGACGCGCAGCAAGAUCCUCACACUUUGUGCUUUGGCGUUGGUACGCUGACCGAACGGUUUCGGUCCAUUGUCACAGGCCACAAUGUGAUCGGCCAUCCACUGUGCCCAGCUGCCCUAUAUAUUGAAUUCGUUAUAAUGGCUGCGACGUCUGUACUAGAUAGCGGUGAUAGGCCUGGGUUUUCAUUAUGGAACUUCCGCAUCGACGCCCCACUUGGGAUCGACACGCGCAGGGCUGUCCAUUUGACUAUCCGAGGAAAACACAGUCCUGAUUGGACGUUUACCGUGGAGAGUUCGGCAAUUGGAAAUCUCAAGUCCAAAUCGACUGUCCAUGCGAAGGCCAGUUUCAGGCUCUUUGCCGCCCUCGAUGACCACCAGGCGAGACAGUUCCAGUAUCAACAGAGAGUUCUUAAAGCGCGCUUGAGCAACUUCGUGGCCAUCGCACCGCCGACAGAGACCUUCAGAACUCACCGGGCUUAUAAAUUGUUCUCCCGUGUGGUAAACUAUUCCUCAAUUCUGCAGGGCAUCUCCGUGGUCGUGAUGGCUGGAACUGAGGUCAUGGCAGAAUUAGCUCUACCGGCCGCUUCUGACACGGAAGAAAGUACUGCAGUUAGUGCCUGUGAUACCAUAGCUCUGGAUAACUACGUUCAGGUCCUGGGCCUACUGGUCAACACGAGUGAUCUCUGCGCAGAUGACGAGGCCUAUCUCGCCACCGGUGCAGAUUCCAUCGUCGUUCACCCUGGCUGUGAUUUUAAAGCCAUGCGAAAGGGGCGCGUAUAUGCCUCCUUCUGUGCCGUGGGCGAUGCCAAGGCAACAGGAGAUAUUUUUGUCCUUGGCAACGACGAGGCCUUAGUUGUGACAAUCACUGGCAUGCACUUCUCUAAACUGCCACUCAGCACGCUUCAUAAAAUUCUAGGUCCAGUUACUCAGGACGACACAAUUUCCCGGAGCAGACUGAAUCAGCAAUUCAGUGCCUGCCCGGCUAUCCACCUCCCAACCCCUUCCACAACGGCACCCAAAGUCCUCAAUGAAGGUCCGUCCACUUCCUCUACACAGAAUGGAAUUGAUGAGGCGAGCAUUGUAGCUCUCAAGAAAGUUAUGGCUGAAUUUAUCGGACUGAGCCCUGGGGAGAUUUCAAUCAAUGCUGCGAUAGCCGACUUGGGUGUUGAUUCAUUGGCAGCCAUUGAACUGGUGGAUGAGCUGCGGUCGCGAUUUCAUGUUGAAAUUGGCAGUAACGAGGUUCUUGCGACCAAUAUUGAGGGAAUUGUUCGUUUGUUGCCCAAAAUGCAGAGUUGGACGCCUGAUCUUGAUAAGACACUGUCUGGAACGAAUCCUUCCAGGAGUGCUUCUACGGGAAUUGUAUCUUCCUUCCUCUCUCCGGCUUUCAACCAAACUUCUAUCAACUCUGGGCGGCAAGAGAAUAUCCUCACCUUGAUUGCUGAGUACGCUGCGAUCGAUGUCCAGUCAAUCACACCAGACGCAACGUUUGAGGCACUCGGUGUUGAUUCGCUUUCCUUGAUUGAGCUCAUAUCUUCAGUCCAGGAAGCAUUCGGAGUAGAGCUGGAUUUUGACCUAUCUACCACCGUUACUGCUUUGGUCUCUCUUCUAAACCAGACAUCCGAUCGCAAUAUGUUGCAGCCGAUGCGUCCACCAUUAGCUGAUGCGACACAGGUCCCAUCAAAUCCCAAUUUUGAAACCUCCGCGUUGAAGGAUGCUGUGUUCAAGGUGCUCGCCGAAUAUGCCGCAGUCGAUAUGUCUUCGAUCGUGAAAACUGCGAGUUUGGAUGCUAUUGGAUUCGAUUCUCUAUCAUUAAUUGAAUUGAAGUCCGCUUUGGAAAUUUACGGAAGUGAGCUCGAGCUGGACCUGAGCACCACCGUGGAGACUUUGCUUUCCACAGUGGGUGCGGCGUCGAACGCUGUCUACGAGCCCCUGACCCCAUCCAGCAGCCCGCCAAAUCGUUCACCCACCUCAUUGGAACCACCAGCCAUCUCCUUCUCUCAAAAGGACGAGUGCUUAGGAAAUACAGGCCUCGAUAAUAACAGCAGUCCCAGCCGCGACCCUCUUGAGGCUCUCAAUGACUGUCAGAGUCUAUUUACUGCGGCUGCUGACCGCCAUGGGUUGACUGGUUAUUGGGAAACAGUUGUGCUCCAACAGGACGAAUUGACCGUCGCCUAUAUUACUGAAGCGUUUGAGCAACUGGGUAUACGUCUCCGCGACCUCCGAGAGGGUGAGACCGUCCCGGAGCUCGAUUGCUCGCCAAAGCACAGCCGGCUCGUAUCACGUCUGUGGGAUAUCCUCACAGAAUACGGAAUCGUCAAAAGGCGAGGAUCCCAGAUCACCCGGUCGACAAAGCCUCUCCCGAGCUUGCUUCCUGAGGCCUUGUUAGAUCGGUUGACUACCUCCCAUCCUAAGUACACCACAGACGCUCAGUUGAUAUCUGUGACUGCGCCUCAUUUGGCUCGAUGUUUGACGGAGCAAGAGGAUGCUGUUCGGUUGCUGUUCGGAACUCCAACCGGAAAAGAUGUGCUCAACAAGUUCUACAGUGAUUCACCGCUCUUCAAACCAUCCACCAAUCUCCUCCUCGAUCUGAUGGACCGAGUCAUACCGCGAGGCAAUCUUCAAGCGCCAUUCCGGAUUCUUGAAGUCGGUGCUGGUACGGGGGGUACUACGAAACAACUGUGCGAGUUACUCCAAUCUCGAAACAAAGCCGUUCAAUACACAUUCACAGAUAUCUCGCCCACGCUUGUUAAUGUGGCAAAGAGGAAAUUUUCGCAGCAGUAUCCUUGGAUGGACUUCUGUACCCUGGACCUGGAAAAAGACCCCCAGCCACCCUGCAAGCGAAACGGCUUCGUGGUGCUGCUGGAACUGACACGCAACAUCAACUGGUUCGAUCUCGUCUUUGGGUUGCUAUCUGGCUGGUGGUCAGCAAAAGACGGGAGAAACUAUCCCCUGCAACCACCUCAUGCAUGGGUUAGCUAUCUUCAGGAAGCCGGGUUCGGCUCCUGCGGAUGGACCACAGGUUCGACAAAGGAGUCGACUACGCAACAGAUCAUCAUCGGUUCGACUAGGCUUCACAAGAUCGGAACCAAGAAUGAAACCCAGCGUUACGAGCUACGGACAGUGCCAUAUAAAGUGGUCGACGAUCUACCAAUUGAAGCCGACAUCUACUAUCCUCCGCCUCAAGAUCGAUCCAGGAACAAACCGAUGCCGAUCGCACUGAUGCUUCAUGGCGGUGGUUAUAUGACUCUCUCCCGGCGAGCCAUCCGCCCUCACCAAACUCAGUAUCUUCUUACAAACAACCUCCUACCCAUCUCCCUUGACUAUCGCUUGUGUCCUGAGGUUGACGUGCACUCUGGACCUAUCACCGAUAUUUGCGAUGCCUUGGUUUGGGCCCGGACUACUUUGCCUGGGAUCGCCAAAGAGCAAGGAGUUCUGGUGGACGUGGACAAGUUGGUCGUAGUGGGUUGGAGCACUGGUGGCCACUUAGCGAUAACAACGGGUUGGACCUGCUUCGAGAAAGGCGUCAAACCUCCGACCGCGAUUCUGAGCUUUUACGCCCCAACUGACUUUGAGCAUGAGUGUGCGUUUUCUCGGAACGGUACCCUUUGGUUCCUUCGCUGGGAUUGCUGA